Messenger RNA from Pangasianodon hypophthalmus (striped catfish), 7079 nucleotides. It is a transcript of the gene sox5, whose product is annotated as SRY-box transcription factor 5. The record is from RefSeq and is a predicted model, not a curated record. Gene Ontology annotation, molecular function: DNA-binding transcription factor activity, RNA polymerase II-specific; RNA polymerase II cis-regulatory region sequence-specific DNA binding. Gene Ontology annotation, cellular component: nucleus. The coding region runs from base 1983 to 4217 and encodes 744 amino acids. The transcript is spliced from 15 exons. Lineage: Eukaryota; Metazoa; Chordata; Actinopteri; Siluriformes; Pangasiidae. Gene Ontology annotation, biological process: cell fate commitment; regulation of transcription by RNA polymerase II; positive regulation of chondrocyte differentiation.
CUCUGUAGUGCUCCAAAGGAAGUCUAUUAUGUUCUAAUGGAACUCUGUAGUGUUUUCAUAGAACACUGUAUUGUUCUAAUGGAACUCUGUAGUGUUCUAGUGGAACUCAGUAAUGUUGUAUAGAACUCUGUAGUGCUCUAAUGGUUAUCUGAAGUGCUCUGUGGAACUCUAGAGAACUCUGUAGUGCUCUAAUGGAACUCUGUAGUGUCCUAAUGGAACUCUGUAGUGUUCUAAUGGAACUCUGUAGUGCUCUAAUGGAACUCUGUAGUGCUCUAAUGGAACUCUGUAGUUUUCUGUAGAACUCUGUAACGUUCUCAUGAACUUUGGAGUGCUCUAAUGGACCUCUAGAGAACUCUGGGACGUUCUAAUGGAACUUUAGAGAACUCUGGGAUGUUCUAAUGGAACUCUAGAGAACACUGGGAUGUUCUAAUGGAACUUUAGAGAACUCUGGAAUGUUCUAAUGGAAUUUUAGAGAACUAUGUAGUGUUCUAAUGGAACGCUAGAGAUGUCUGCAGUGUUCUAAUGGAACUCUAGAGGACUCUGGAGUGUUCUAAUGGAAAUCUGAAGAACUCUGCAGUGUUGUAAUAGAACUCAGUAGUGUUCUAUAGAACUGUGACCGGAACUCUAGAGUUCUACAUUGACUUUGUGAUGUGAUUGGCUGAAAUGACUUGAGCUUUUUUCUUUCUUUUCCUCUCCUCUAUUUCAUCCCUCUUUUGUCUUUUUCAAUUCAUACACACAGCACAUGGACUGUGGCAUUAGUAUGUCUCAUUGGCCUCUGUUAAGUGUGUCUAUGGGUGCUCGUGCGUGUGAGUGCGUGUGAGUGUGUGUGCGUGUGUGUGUGUAUGUGUGUGUGUGAGAAAGAAAGACAGAGAUAGUGUUUGAUAAGAGUUUCUCAGUAAACUCCUGUGCUGCAGCUCUUUCCUCUCAGUUUCUGUUUUUGUCCUUCUGCUUUUUUUGCACUUCUGCACUUGUGACACAUUCUUUAAUUUGGACAGAUAAAAUAAAAAAACUUUAGAUGCCACAUGAACCUUCUAGUUCAAAGUUCAUCCUUUCAAUUUUUGCUUAGUGUCUGUUUUUAUCUUUUUAUUUUUGUAUGCUCAUUGAAAUCUAACACAUUCGUGCAAGCCCCUGCCGCUUGUCCUGUUUAUUCUUGCCGCCGUUUUUCUAUUUAUUGCCCCCAGAUGUGUGCGUGUGUGUGCGUGUGUGUGCGUGUGUGUGUGUGUGUGUGUGUGUGUUUGCUGGCCUUCUGUCACGCCACGCCAAAUCGCUCUCACCUACUUUUCCGCAUCAUCUGAAAAGUGCCUUGGGUUGAUCCUCAAGCUCUGUUUUAAUGAUUAUAUUGUGUAUAUGUAUAUAUAAAAAUAAAUAAAUAUCUAAUUCCCCAGUUUUAAUGCUAGGCGCAUUUUUAGCACCGCGCUGCGCAUUUUUAUUGCAUUAGCAAACGGCACUGUUUUGCCAGAUGCAACUAAUCUUUUGUUCGCAGAUAAACUCGGCGGGUUUUUAUCCCUGAAUUAGGAACACAUUUGUAUGACGGGUAAAAUGUGUUUUUAAUAAAUCAUUCAUCCAGCAAUGAAGAGUGGAGGGGGAGUCAAAGAGAGAGAGAGAGAGAGAGAGAGAGAGAGAGAGAGAGAGAAACAGAUAACAACAGCUAUGAGGAAUUAAAAAUUUAAAGGAUUACACAGAAAAGCAGAGGGUGAGGAGAUAAAAGUAGGGAUUACAAUGACUUAGAGAGAGAGGACGCUGGAUGCUUCAGUUCUGCUUUCGAGUAAUGCACUCCAUCAGUGGUGAAGGAGCGAGUGCUGGAUAUGUGUGUGUGUGUGUGUGUGUGUGUGUGUGAGUGUAUGAGUGAGUGUGUGUGUUUAUGAAGUGUCGGUGUUUAGCAGGCGUGCGAGCGACAGCACCGGGUUCCUCAGUGUGUUUAGCAGCAGCGUGCGCGUGUGUCUGUGUGUGUGAGCGCUCGUCCGCUCAUCUCUUCUGUCCUGAUGGCUGCGUCUCUGAUGUCUUCCAAGCGACCAGCCUCUCCAUAUGGGGGAACAGAUGGAGAGGUAGUCAUGGCGACGAGCAGACAGCGAUUGGACGAUGACGAGGUUGACGGACAUGCUGUCAUUCACCUGCCCCUGAGCUCGUACUGCAGCUCGCCACGCGCCCCGGACAGCCCGCCCACACUACACAGCAGCACGGAGCAGGAGAGCAGUAAAGGCCAGGCCCUGAGCCCAUACCCCCAGCACAACUCUUCUACCUCACCCAGUAAACAGCAACAGCAGGACGAGGGCUCAGGUUCGGCCACGGCUCUGGGAACGCCGGAGAGGCGUAAAGGCAGCCUGGCCGACGUAGUGGACACGCUGAAACAGCGCAAGAUGGAGGAGCUGAUCAAGAGCGAGCCUGAGGAGGCCCCCAGCAUUGAGAGGCUUCUGUCCAAGGAUUGGAAGGACAAGCUGCUCGCGAUGGGCUCUGGUCACUUCGGAGAGAUCAAAGGUACCCCGGACAGCCUGGCGGAGAAGGAGAGGCAGCUGAUGGGGAUGAUCAGCCAGCUGAGCAGCCUGAGGGAGCAGCUGUUAGCCGCCCACGAGGAGCAGAAGAAGCUGGCCGCCUCGCAGAUCGAGAAACAGAGACAGCAGAUGGAGCUGGCCAAGCAGCAGCAAGACCAGAUUGCUCGACAACAACAGCAGCUUCUGCAGCAACAGCACAAAAUCAACCUCCUGCAGCAACAGAUCCAGCAGGUCCAGGGUCAGCUGCCACCUCUGAUGAUUCCUGUUUUCCCUCCAGACCAGAGGACUCUGGCAGCAGCCGCAGCCCAGCAAGGAUUCCUCCUGCCCCCAGGCUUCAACUACAAAACCGGCUGCACUGACCCAUACCCCCUUCAACUGAUCCCAACCACCAUGGCAGCUGCUGCAGCUGCCACACCAGGCCUCGGACCUCUUCAGCUUCAGCAGCUGUAUGCAGCUCAGUUGGCAGCCAUGCAGGUAUCUCCGGGGUCCAAGCACAGCGCCGUGCCCCAGCCCAACCUGGCAGCAGGAACGCACUCGCCUACCAGUGGCCAGAGCGAGAAGAGCAGGAGCAGCCCACCACCCAAGGCCAAGGACGAGGGCGCUCAGCCCCUGAAUCUGUCAUCCAAGCCUAAGACAUCCGAGAGCAAGUCACCCACCUCCCCCGCUUCCCCACAGGUCCCUGCCAUGAAGCUGGGUCCCGGAUCCAUGAAGCACAGUGCCCCCUCAAGCAUCGGAGGACCUCCACCCAGAGUCAGCUCCAUAGACCUGCUGUCCUCCAUCACUUCUGGAGGCUACCUGAACGACCACGAGGCCGUGAGCAAGGCCUUCCAGGAGGCACGGCAGAUGAAGGAGCAGCUGAAGAGAGAGCAGCAGGUCCUGGAUGCCAAAGUGGCAGCGGUUAACAACCUCACCCUCAACAACGGACGCUUGGAAAAGGAGAAAGCAGCUCUUGAAAGCCUGAGUCAGCAGAUGAAACAGUCCGAGGAGAACAAGUUCACUCACGCCAUGAUGGACUUCGGCAUGAGCGGCGACUCCGACGGCAGCCCCAGCGUGUCAGAUUCGAGGAUUUUCCGCGAGGCUCGAGGUCGUGGUAACGGUGAACCACACAUCAAGAGGCCCAUGAACGCCUUCAUGGUUUGGGCAAAAGACGAGAGGAGGAAAAUCCUGCAGGCUUUUCCCGACAUGCAUAACUCCAACAUCAGCAAAAUCCUCGGUUCUCGCUGGAAGGCUAUGACUAAUCUGGAGAAGCAGCCGUACUACGAGGAGCAGGCUCGUCUCAGCAAGCAGCACCUGGAGAAAUACCCCGACUACAAGUACAAGCCGCGGCCCAAGCGCACCUGCCUGGUGGACGGCAAGAAGCUGCGCAUCGGCGAGUACAAGGCCAUCAUGCGCAACCGCAGACAGGAGAUGCGUCAGUACUUCACUGUGGGGCAGCAGGCCCAGUUGCCGCUCUCCUCAGCGGGCGUGGUCUACCCCGGCGCUCUGUCCAUGGCGGGCAUGCCGUCCCCUCAGAUGCCGUCUGAGCACUCGAGCAUGUCCAGCAGCCCCGAGCCAGCUCCGCCCACCGGCCCGCCCUCGUACCUCAGCAUCAGCAAGGGGGACGAGCCUCGCAUCAAGGAGGAGGUGCUGCGGAUGGACGAGAGCAACGGCGACGCCUACGACGACUUCGACUACGAGGACGAGGACGGAGACUUCGGCAGCGACAGCGAAAAUCACGUCGCGCAGUAAAUUUAAAAAAAAAAACACUUUUUUUUUGGAGCUGAUCCCUCGUUUCUUGUCCCGCCCUGCCUCUAUUCCACCCAAUCAGGACUCAGAAAGAGCCACACCCACAACCCCCUCCUAACCCCUCCCUGAUACCAGCAGCAGUAAAGCACAGGACGUGUCAGAGUAACUGUUACACUAAAUGAGAACGUCGGACGUCACGUGAGCGAACACAUCUCGAGUAAGCUACAGAAAGUAAGAUAUGAUAAGAUAAGGAAACUUUCACAAAAAAAAAAAACUUAUUAUAAUAAAAAAACAGGACCUGUUCUUCGGCCUGUCACUUUAAAACGGUGGACCUGCUUGUCUAUAAAGAGACAUUUUUUUUUCUGGGUUCUAUAAUAUUCUCACUCAGGUACACGGUGCCAACAAGUGGCUUGUGAAUGUGAUUUGUUGUUUUUGUGCUUACGGUUUUAAUAGAGAUAAAAGAAAAAAAACACAUUUAUUUUCCUGGUUUUGACGUUUUAAAAAGAAGCACCAGACAGGAGUAACACUUUACCUUUUAUUAUUUUUGUUUUAGUUAUUUUUUUAAAAAUUUCCUGCCUGUGUUAGGUGUUAAACCUCUUCUCUGAAUCCUGUAUCUCACACACAGACACACACACCCAUAUCCACACACACUUUGUAAUACACACUCAUGCUUUUUGCAUGAAUGUUAGGCGGGGAUCGAGGGCUGUGUUUCACUCCCGUACGCUUUUUUUCGGCACUUAUGAAAUCCAGUGACCCGUGUAUAUUGUUUGGAUCAGUUUUUAUUUUAUUACACACGCACACACAUGCACACAUGCACACACACACACGCACACACAUUUCAAUCCACAAACAGGCCUAAAGCGAGGCAGCAGGACGGAAAUAAAAACAACGUGUUCCUGUGAGAAGGCAAAAACUGCAGAACUGAGAUCCAGCCUCUCUGCUCCGUCUCGGUCCCUCAGUUCUGUAUCUAAACAGACUGUUUUCACCAUUAUGGAGAACGCGGAGCCUCACGGUUCCAAGAGAAACAGAGAUGGAGAACAUGUGAGAGGAAAAAUCUCCGUAGACUAGAGUUUGGCGCUGAACAGAGAGAGAGAGAGAGAGAGAGAGAGAGAGAGAAAGAGAAUGGAGGGGUUUUAUAGACGCCCACACUAUUGCUUAAGCAAGGAAACCUCCAGAGCACUGAAGAACUCUGUGUGUGUGUGUGUGUGUGUGUGUACGCGUGUGUGAGCGAGUGUGUCACUAACCCCUCACCGAUAUCCCUUCCUUUAAUUAUCCUCACACCACCCUUUCCCACAAUAUUACUCUUAUCAGUUUACCUCCUGUUGCUCCUUAUAGGGACCGUGUUGCCACGGCAACGCAAUGAUUGACAGCUAUGGUGUACACAAACACCCCCGUCCACUCAAGCGCCAUCUCGUCAUCCUCGUCAUCGUUUCCUCUCUCCAACUAAACACGUCGCACUCUCUCCGAGCGCUCCGAUUGGUCGAAAUCUGAUCUCACGGUUCCAUGCCUAGCCCCGCCCCCUUUUUAAAACUAAGGUACUAACGCAGUGAGGUUUGAGCUCUCGUAUCGUGUGUUAUGCAUGUUUCUUUUCUGCUGAUUUUUUAUUUUCCGUCACUCUGCUGUCAAAAUCUUCGCUGUUUGAAGGAGGAGCGCUCUGAGUUUUCACACUCUGCAUGUCAAAUAGUUUUAUUUUGUAUUUGAAUACUGUAUUUUAAUUUUUUUUAUAUUCAGACUGCCUCUAGUGUAAAAAAAUAAUAUUAUUAACAAUAAUUAUAAAGAUGGUCAGCUUGUUUGGGUUUUUUUUUCUAAGUUUAGUAAGUUAUGUACAGUAUAAUUUAUUUUUCACCUCUUCUUCUUGGUUGUUUUUUUUUAAUUAUUAUAAUUUACAUUAUAAAAAACUGCUUUAUAAAGCGUUAUAUUUAGCUGGUAGGUAUGUAGAUCUAAUUACUCUGUGCUUUACCUUUUUUUUUUUUAUUUGAUUAAUUUUCAGUCUAUUAAUCCUGUUUCUACGCUGGUAUAUCUCAGAAAUGAUCACAAGGAACUGCUGAAAUGAAGGAUUUUUUUUUUUUUUCACCAUUCAUGAACUCCUGAACCUGUUUCUGAAAGCACUAGGACUCUGGACAUUCAGAGAAAGAAAAAAAAAACAAGAAGAACAUCACUUUUUGUUUUGUUUUGUUUUGUUUAUUAUUUUUAAUGGUUUUAUGUACAAUGUGAAAUUUUCGAUCUCUUUUAUUCCUUUUUGUUUUAUCAGUGAUUUUAUUCGACCCCAAUAUCAGUGAAGAAGACGUUCAGGAUGUUUAGUGGGAUUUGUAGAGACUCGAGACUCGGUGGAAUCUCACUGGUCCAAAAAAAAAAAAAAAAAAAAAGAUACAUUUGUUGUCCUCCAGUCUGGACGUGAUAAAGAUAAUUAUAACAAAACAUAUAUAUAUAUAUAUAUAUAUAUAUAUAUAUAUAUAUAUAUAUAUAUAUAUAUAUCAAAAAUUGGAAGAAGCUCAUGUGAUGCUCCACCGAGUGUCUCAUAUCAGAAAUGUAAUCUCUACAGGACGCCAUGAGGGAUUUGUUUUAGCUCCACACCAUGCCCGAACCUUUUAAAAUCACAAAACCACAACAUUAAUGUUUCCAUCCUGCUGUGUGGGUUCUUUUUUUUUGUUGUUGUUGUUUUUCCAAUCACAAUCAGGACCCUUUACAAUCAUCCAUAUAAUGAAGGACAGGGUCUAAAGCUGUCAAUCAUUUAUUAUAUAUAAAGCAUGAGGUUUUUGCUAUGAAUAAUAAUAGAUAAGACAAUCAAAGUCAUGGGUGGAGCUCAAAACAAAAGUGAAAAUUAAAACUAAAACACACACACACACACACACACACACUUGCAUU